CACACGGACAGACUGCUUUCUCGCGAGACUGCUUGUUCGCUGCGGGAGGAGAACCGAGAGAGAGAGAGCGCUAGCGAGAGGGGGGAAGCGGCGGAUACCGGAUUCCGGGCCCGAGAGAUUGGACACCUGCCUGGCUGUGUCUACCUCUCUCAGUGCGCACAUGGACCGCUGCAACCUUCACCCUCUGCCUGCCGCCCUCCUGCUGGUGCUGCUUGUGCUGUGCGGCCUUGUCCCGGGACCGGCCAGCGGCACCCAGAACGCUGGGUUUGUCAAGUCGCCUAUGUCAGAAACUAAACUAACAGGGGAUGCCUUUGAACUUUACUGUGAUGUGGCGGGGAUCCCCACACCGGAGAUCCAAUGGUGGUAUGCUGAAGUCAACCGGGUUGAGUCUUUCAAACAGCUAUGGGACGGUGCACGGAAGCGCCGGGUCUUUAUAAAUACAGCCUAUGGCACAAAUGGGGUGAGUGUGCUGAGAAUAACACGUCUGACACUGGAAGAUUCUGGCACGUAUGAGUGCCGGGCAAGCAACGACGCCCGACGGAAUGACUUGAGACAAAACCCAUCCAUAACUUGGAUCCGAGCCCAGGCCACCGUAAGCGUCUUGCAGAGGCCAUCGAUCAAUGCCAGUGAAGAUGUUUUUAUAAAGCCUGGCCCCAUUGUGUUACAGUGUAACCUCACCCAAAAUGGAAGCCUUGGGUCUGUUAAUGUCACUUACUGGACCAAGAAUGGAGUGGAGAUAGCGGACUCUCGGAAAAAAGAUUCCUCCACCAUGGAACACAAGAUCCUUAAACCUAAAGCUGACGAUUCAGGAGAAUAUUUGUGUGUAUUUACUUUUUCCAAUGGUUCUCCAUCAGUCAAUGCAACCAUUGAAGUAAAAGCUGCUCCAGAAAUCACUGGGCAUAAAAAAAGCGAGAACAAAAAUGAAGGCGAAGAAGCUCUUUUAUAUUGUAAAUGUGUAGGAUAUCCACAUCCUGAGUGGACUUGGUUCAAGUUGAUUGAUGACGUGCCAAAUCCACUAAAUAAUGAGAGUGGACGUAUAACUAUCACCAGCAAAGAAAACAUUACUGAGCUGAAAAUCGUAAAGCUGGACAUCAAUGAGGACCCUGGUGUGUACAUAUGUAAUGCUUCAAAUCAGGUUGGCAACACAACAAGCAGCAUCAUCCUGAGAGUGCGCAGUCACCUGGCUCCGUUGUGGCCCUUCCUUGGCAUUGUAGCAGAAAUUGUCAUCUUGGCGGUUAUCAUUGUUGUGUAUGAGAAGCGCAAAAGACCAGACGAGGUUCCAGAUGAUGAUGAACCAGCUGGACCAAUGAAGAGUAACUCUACAAAUAACCACAAAGAUAAAAAUUUGAGACAAAGAAACACUAGCUAAACAAAUUCUGCAUUCAUGGAUUUGGACAGACCACUACUCAUCCUCCCUCUGAAGAGCUGGCAUUGCUGAAAUCAAAGUUCAGAUUUCUUCAAUAUUCCUAUUUUGUGUGCGUGUGUUUUUUUAAUUUAAAUUACUUUAUGGGACUGAGGGUACAAGACAAUUUUCUUAAAAGCAUGCCUUAUAUAGCCUUUAAGGCGAAUAAAACUGAUGGGGUAUAAUAAGGAGCUUCAACAAUAGAGUGCAUAUGCAGCUUUGUGUGCUGUGGCUUUUUUCUAAGUUCACUUAUAUAUAUAAAGAGAGAAAAUAUAAGCCUUCAAGGGGGAUAGCUGGGGUGUGAGCAGUUAAUGCAUGCAUGGUUGUUUUUUUUUUUGUUUUGUAUAUUUUUGGUCCGUAUUUCUGUAUGUUCUCAGCUCCGCUGAGCAGGGUUUACCAAACCUAUACUGUAAUAAGGCUUAAUGUGUACUAUAGCUGCUAUGUGACCAAUCAAAAAGCCUUUUUGGAAAACCUAGAUGAGAAAGUAGGUGGUCAAUUGAAGCCCUCUCUUCAUGGCCCAGAUUAUUAUUUAUUUUUUAAUCAUUUUAAUGGGGAUUCUGUCUGUCACAGAAGCAUGAUUCCACUGCUACAGAUAUUUUAAGAGUCUGAUGCAAGCCUGCCACUUAGAAAUUGUGUGAAGCAACAUUUUCUUAUUGCACUUGUCUAUAAACUGUGUUUUUCUUGUACUGGAGUACACUACUUUAUUUCUUGAAAUACCCAGUACCUUGCACAAAAUGUUAUGACUGGACAGAAUACUGUAGAAAAGGGCUUAAUUCUCUGCUGUGCGGCUGCUACAGAAAGUGAUAUAUUUGAGUUUAGUGGAAUAUGUGACCAUGCGCAGAACUGCUCCAGUGUAAUGAGGUAAACCAGUUGGCUUGUUGGUGCAUAUAAAUGAUAUGUCCAGUAAUUUAGAAAAUAAUAGACCAAUAUAUACAUAUAUAGGUGGGAUGCUUUAUAAGUGAACAUUGGUUCAAUCUUGUAUAUUAUUAAAUUUUUUUGCACUGUUAUGUCCAAAAUGUACAUUCUAGCAGGCAGAAUUUUUAUAAGUUAUAAUAUAUAUAUAUAUAUAUAUUUUUCUUUUGUUUUGAAGGGGGUUUGUGUUUGGGUUAUUUAAAAAUUUUACAUGGUUCUUUAUAGCAUGGUUCUAUUCUAUGCAACUAGAUGUAAAUGUCAGUAUAUCAGAGCUGUAAUAUCUUCUACUAGGGAAAAAGGGGUGGGGGAAUGUUCUAGUUGCAUGAACCCAUGGAUUGUGCAAUUGAAGUGUAAUGUGUGUGGCAAAAUAACACUUGAUAAAGUGACUAAAACAAA
Messenger RNA from Rana temporaria (common frog), 2710 nucleotides. It is a transcript of the gene NPTN, whose product is annotated as neuroplastin. The record is from RefSeq and is a predicted model, not a curated record. Gene Ontology annotation, biological process: axon guidance; dendrite self-avoidance; homophilic cell-cell adhesion. NCBI's taxonomy places the organism in Eukaryota, Metazoa, Chordata, Amphibia, Anura, Ranidae. Gene Ontology annotation, cellular component: axon; plasma membrane. Gene Ontology annotation, molecular function: cell-cell adhesion mediator activity. The transcript has 9 exons. Bases 161 to 1369 code for a protein of 402 amino acids.